Molecule: messenger RNA, 1767 nt
Organism: Plenodomus lingam JN3
Lineage: Eukaryota; Fungi; Ascomycota; Dothideomycetes; Pleosporales; Leptosphaeriaceae
Molecular function (GO): catalytic activity
Source: RefSeq, a predicted model, not a curated record
AUGGCGCCCUACCUUGGAUCAGCCUCAGCAUCAGCUCCAGAAUCUGACAGGGCUGCACAUGGCUUUGGUAAUGGGCAACAGGCGGCAGAGUCAAACAAAUUGCUCGCAGGCACUCGAUCAGCCUUGCAAGAGCUGUUGGACAAAGCAAAAGGCCACUUCCCAGAAGAAAGUCUAUCCCACAUUACCAAGAUCAACUUUUCCACUGCCAACACGGGCACUCCCUACUUCCCAAGCCCAUUGAAGCAGACAGAGGCAAUCUCUGCCCUCAAGGCUGUCGAGGCUGGUGUAGCAUCCACAAUAGCAGACCUUGCGACAGGCCCCCAGCAAAGAACCAUCAACGUGGACAUGGAAAGAGCGACAGCAUUCCUCUUCUCCACCUACUUGGCCACGGUGGGAGGACAUGACAAAUCAAGUCCCAACGUCCACAGUCUUCUCAAGGAUACGGAUCUGCUAAAGGCACAGGCCAUACUAUACAGACGCCUGUCAGCCAAUCUCUAUGAGACUAAGAAUCCAGGAGAAUACUUUCACCUCCAUGGCUCCCUCGAGGCCACAAAGGCCCUCAACAUGAUUGGUCUAGAAGGCCACCGCCCUGAUCUGACAGAGUACCGUCAAUGCAUCAAAGUCAUAGAAGACCACGUGAAGCAAUUCACCGCCGAUCAAUUAGAAGAAAUGAAUGCAAAGAUCCGCCAAGCAGGCGUCACCUGUCUGAAAUGGGAAGACUUCUGCGUCACUCCACACGGCCAGGAACUCCUGCACCAACCGCCCUGGAAAGUCGAAACUUUGGAAACUGAAACUCCAGCUGUACCCUUCCCUUUCCAGUCCUCCAAUACGCCAAAGCCCCAGAUAUUGGCAGGCAUCCGAGUAUUGGAAAUAUGCCGCAUCAUUGCCGGUCCAGCCAUGGGCCGUGGUCUCGCAGAACAUGGCGCCCAAGUCAUCAAGGUCACUGCUCCCCAUCUCUCUGACGUGCCCUUCUUCCAAGUCGACGCCAACAUUGGGAAACACACGGCGGACCUAGAUCUCAAGUCGGACUCUGACCGCGCAAUCUUUGAGCAUCUCCUCGCCUCCGCUGAUGUCGUCCUUGACGGCUACCGUCCUGGUAGUCUCGCCCGCCUAGGCUACGGCCCGCGUCAACUUGCCGAGUUGGCAAAGGCAAGGGGAAAGGGCUACGUCUACGUGGCCGAAAAUUGCUUCGGUCACGUUGGACCAUGGGCCGGCCGUCCUGGUUGGCAACAAAUCGCCGAUUGCGUCUCAGGCGUAGCAUGGGCCCAAGGUCAAGCCAUGGGUUUAGAUGAACCUGUCGUUCCGCCCUUUCCCAUGAGUGACUACGGGACAGGUUGCAUGGGUACCAUUGCUGCGCUCACUGGGCUCUACCGCCGCGCCAAGGUGGGUGGGAGUUAUAUGGGCACAACGUCACUGGUACAAUACGACGUGUAUCUCCUCCAACUCGGUCUUUAUGACGCAGACAUGAUGCGCGACUUGAAAGCCGAACACGACGCCGAAUUCUUCCAACUCCGACACAAUGACUCGGUGGAUGAGGUGGGCAAACGCGCGCUCAAGACCAUGAGACGCACGCAUCCCGAGUUGUUUGACGAGAAGCACAUGCAGCGCGCGUUUAGCAAGGGGUUCAAUGCGGACGUGAGGACCAUUCGGCCCGUGGUUAGUAUGGAGGGGUGGUGGAAUGGGUUUCAGCGAAGCUCGCGGCCAAAUGGGUUUGAUAAGCCAACGUGGGAUGAUUGGGAAGUCGAGGAAGAUUUGGUCAAGGCUUGA